AUGUUCAAAGAUAAGGAACAAUUUGAGCGCGUGAGAUUUGGUCGCACUAAUUAUAUGAAGAUGAAAAAUGUUGAAACGAGUACACUCCCCAUUGUCCAAGGAGGGGACUUCGCCUACGUCGUGCCCACCAUCGCCCUUCUGACGACGGUGUACGAGCCGUGCGACGCCCUUCCCACAGCCAACACGACGGCUGUAGAUCGCGAGGAGGCCUGGAAGGUCCGCCUCAGGGAUAUACAGGGUUCGAUCGCUGUGGCGUCGGUAUUCCAGAUCAUCCUUGGGUUCACAGGAGCGAUUGGAUUCCUCCUGACGUGGAUAACCCCCUUGGCCAUCGUUCCAACGGUAUCCCUCGUGGGUCUGUCGCUUUUCGACGUGGCAGCUGCACAGGCGGCUCAACACUGGGGCAUCUCCCUCCUAACAAUGGCGUUGAUGAUAAUUUUUUCGCAAUAUCUCCGUGAUGUACGUCUGCCGUUCCCGUGGUACCAGAAGGGAGGGGGACUGCAAGUUGCCUGGUUCCAACUCUUCAAGUGCUUCCCUGUGCUUCUCGCCGUAUUCACCUCCUGGUCACUGUGUGCCGUCCUCACCGCCUAUGACAUCCUGCCGCCAGCCUCCCCUGCCAGGACUGACACCACUGGAGACCUUAUGGCAAACUCACCCUGGUUCAGAGUGCCAUACCCUGGUCAGUGGGGAGUGCCAACCGUGCCAGUCGCAGGAGUGGUUGGGAUGCUCGGAGGCUCCCUGGCAUCAAUCAUCGAGAGCAUCGGAGACUACUAUGCAUGCGCCAAGAUAGCAGGUGCCCCGAGACCUCCCACCAGUGCCAUCAAUCGCGGCAUUGGCAUCGAGGGCGUCGGGUGCCUUCUAGCGGGGCUCUUUGGCACCGGGAAUGGCACGACCUCUUGCUCGCAGAAUAUCGGGGCUAUCGGCGUGACGAAGGUCGGCAGCAGGCGCGUUGUGCAAUAUAGUGCCAUCAUCCUCAUCCUCUCCGGUGUCUUCGGCAAGUUCGGGGCCCUUUUUGUCUCGAUUCCGGAGCCCGUGAUGGCCGGAGUCUUCAUCAUCAUGUUCGCGAUGAUCACCGCCGUCGGCAUGGCUCCCCUCCAGUACAUUGACCUCAAUUCUUCAAGGAAUCUCUUUAUCUUGGGGUAUUCAAUAUUCUUCGGCCUGGCUGUGCCCAAGUGGCUGGAGGUGAACCCUGGCAUUUUGCGGACAGGCGUCCCAACGCUGGACCAAAUUCUGACGGUCGUGUUGCAAGUUCCGAUGUUGGUUGGCGGGUUCAUCGGGUUCUUCCUCGAUAACACGGUCCCAGGAACGGACAAGGAGCGCGGUCUGCUCCAGUGGAGAGCUCACCUGGAUGACCGCGACCGAGGGAAGGACAAGGGAGAAAACCAGGGACUCUCGUGUUAUGACUUCCCCGUUGGAAUGGACUUCAUUAAGAGGAACGACUGGAUGCGGUACAUUCCCAUCAGCCCGACCUUCCGUGGUUUUAGCUUUCCCAGAAGCUCCCCCCCGUCAGCACUCGGGGACCUGGAGACUAAUUAUCACGACUGACUGUAUUCUUCCCUCAUGAGCGUGGGAUGAAGAGAAAGGGGGUGAGCGGAGGUCAAGAUAAAGAGUGGAGGGCGAAAUGAGGAAUCUUUUAGAAUUUUUUUCUACAGAUGAAGAGUUUAUAUUGUGGAUUCAACUUUUUGUUUUUGCUUGUAUCACUUUUUGUUCUUUAUAAUGCAAAUGUUUGGUAGACAUUAGCUCAAAGUCAGUCGAAACACACUGUCAAAAUCUAUUCUCUACUCAGGUUGGUUUUUGUACUUUUUGGACGAUGCAAUAAAACCUAACAGCAUUUUCA
Molecule: messenger RNA, 1834 nt
Organism: Penaeus chinensis
Lineage: Eukaryota; Metazoa; Arthropoda; Malacostraca; Decapoda; Penaeidae
Product: solute carrier family 23 member 1-like
Exons: 12
Coding region: 1-1542 (513 amino acids)
Biological process (GO): transmembrane transport
Cellular component (GO): membrane
Molecular function (GO): transmembrane transporter activity
Source: RefSeq, a predicted model, not a curated record